Molecule: messenger RNA, 7099 nt
Organism: Varroa destructor (honeybee mite)
Lineage: Eukaryota; Metazoa; Arthropoda; Arachnida; Mesostigmata; Varroidae
Gene: Hmbs
Product: porphobilinogen deaminase-like protein l(3)02640
Biological process (GO): heme biosynthetic process
Cellular component (GO): cytoplasm
Molecular function (GO): hydroxymethylbilane synthase activity
Source: RefSeq, a predicted model, not a curated record
UAUUACAUGCCUGCUUCACCUUUGCGCGCCUUUAUUUUGAUUUAAUGGUCAUUAAGAUAUGUGUCGAUUAUGAAUCAUAGCUGAAGUAAAAAGUAGCAAAGAGCACUAACUCUAAACUUCUGUUCAAGUUGUUAUUCUGUCGAUGUAGUUACAUGCGGUUUCUCAUACCGUGUCAUAAGCUUGUUUGAAUAAUACGAACUCCGCAAUGGCAGAGUGCCCUUGCAUGUUGCUAGCUUCAACUCGUCGCGCAUUUUUGUCCAUGUAGAUCAUACAACUGUACGUCAGAAGAUGAAUGCGUUAACGGUAGGUUUUCAACGUGCGGAUUGGUUCAACUGCUUGACUGACAGCAGGUUUACUAGCAGUGUUGAAAACAUGUUUUCUGAUGCUGGGUCUUACACCUCAGACCCCAUGGGUCAGCCUUAGCGUCAUUACCGUACACAGUGUAGGUGCAAUAUCGUAGUCUAAACCUAAAUAUUUCAAGUUUUACUUCCGAUACUGCCAGUACUGUAGCUAAGGAUUUUUCGGAUAGGGAUCUGGAUAUGCGACGAGUUGACGUCAUGUAUAAAACGUACAGCAUCUAUGAAUGACUCCUCGGGAGUAGUAAAUGGCAGUUGCAAAAGGCUGUUAGCUUUGUGGAUGAAUGGUGUAACAUUACUACAGUGAAGGCACCUAUCCCUAAGUUUACUAAAAACAGUAGCAGAGGCUUCCAGAAGCUCACUUUCUGAAAUGGUUAAACAUGGCAUCAGUUUUUAGCGAUCUCGGAGUCAUAUUCGACCGCCUCAUUUAGUUCACAGCACAAAUUGCAGAAGUUGAAUCAGCUUCAUGUCUUUGUAAAUUGCUUCUGAGGACUUCAAUAAGACGAGAUGCUUGUCUGUAUUUCAGGCUGUACGAAGCUUACGUGGUUUUUAACGGACAUACUGUUUGCACGUUUGGAUUGCCAUUUGUCGACGGUAGAUUUAGUUCCCUUGUUGUGCAUGUUCAAGCUAUGUAUAUAGAACGUAAAUCCGCAUAACUCUGGCUUUCUUUUCUCUAUUAGCGCUUCGGCAAAAUGUUGGCAGCCGAAACUGUUCGGUAGUUCUUGAUAUUUCAUCUGCAAAGGAGAUUUCCUACCUAUAUCAAUUUAGAACACCACGGCUCUGUGUGCAACCAAAGGGAGCAUUUUGCUUGGGGAACAAGUGCAUAUACUUGGGGUAGCUGUGUCCGUCACCACGUAAUGCUGUCAUCUUUUUUCACACGAUGACUCUUACACAAUAAGAUCAAUAGGUAAAUAUGAAACCACUAGGGCUUUGCGUCUGUGAAACAGAUAGAUACAAGCGGGCUGUCUGCUCUAAUAUUUUAUUAAAACGACAGAUUGAAACUGAGUACCAGUCUAUAUGGCUAAGGAAUCGAGUGAAAAACGUUGGAUUGUUUGAAAUCUCAAAUUAAAUAUUUAUUUAGAGUAACCUGUAUAGUUGUUACGUUCUAUUGUUUUAGACACUCUUUAAUUUAAUAAAUAUUUCAAUUAUUGGGGGACGGGUGUGGAGUUCUCCAUGGGACUACAUAAAUUAUUAGGUGUUCGACUGCGUUCUUUCCGUUUUUUCCGUGGGGGUGUAAAUACGGGGAAUCUUCCUUGUUUUCACAUAAUAACGAAUAGAGGUUUUUUUCAAAAGUUGGCAUGGAAAGUUCUCACGCUAGGAUAUUGGACAGCAACUUCAAUUCAAAACUUAUGAUGACGUUGAUACGGCAAGAAGGUCAAGCUUCACAUUCGUAUCUAAAAAAUUUUAAGACCUAAUAUUCAGUGGUACUUAAUAAUCAACGGAGUUACAAAGGUUUUACGGAAGUGUAUACGACGAAAGAGAUUAAAAAGAAAUAAAUAAUCAUAAUAGCAGUCGCAGUAACAAUAGCCACUAUACAAGAACGAAAAUACCGUCGGAUUCGACACAUAUCAUAUAAAUUGAACAGUCUGUAAUCAAAUCUUGAAAUCGUGCUGUUUUACAACACACAUAUUCCUUAUAUAACUGUAUUAACAUCAGUUGCUAUAUUCUAUAAAAGUCUAUUUUAGAUAAUUUUUACUCAGGUUUAACAUCUGCGUACAGGUAAGACCGAAAUAUCCAGGAAUUCUACUACAGGUUUGUUUAUAUCUGUUUAAGCAAAUACAAAAUCAUAAUUAAUCCUGUUCCAGUUUCCGCCGGCAUCGUACAACUGACUAUGACAUCAGAUUCGUGUUUAUGAGUGAGUUUGUCUUCCACACUAUACCACCUGUAUCGCCUGCAAGAUGUUCAAGGUGUCUCUUCGAAGCAAGCCGCGCUGCUUCAACCACAAUAGUUUGGAAGCGUUGCGUAAUGAAUCCGCGAAACAAAAAAAAAGCCGUUCAAUACCAAGACACUUUGUCUCGUGAUUUUUAUGUGCCAAGCAACAAAACUACGCACGAAUUCGCUCAUUUCGACUUAUACCUUGUUCGUGUUAAUGAGAUUUCAAAAUUACAUGAAGGGCCAAUAAAGGUUCAAGCCAAAUGUCAUGUUCCUAAAGGAGACAAAUCGCUGUUUACAACUGAGCUGGAAGAGGCAUUAAUUGAGGGAACAGUUGAUUUGGCUGUUCAUUCUCUCAAGGACGUCCCUACGAAAUUGCCCGAAAAUCUUUGCAUUGGGGCAAUCCUUGAACGUGAGGACCCGUCCGAUGCCGUGGUAUUUCCGAUAGGAAGCAGUCUGACAAGUUUAGCUAAACUCAAGGCAGGGGCCAAAAUAGGAACAUCUUCACUGAGGCGCAUUGCUCAGCUGAGACGAAAAUACAAACAUCUAGAUUUUGUUUCGGUUCGGGGAAACCUUAACACGAGGCUAGAUAAACUGGACAAUAAAAAGCAAUAUGACGCGUUGGUGCUUGCUGUCUCAGGUCUUCGUCGGCUAAAUAUGGCUGAUCGUAUCUCGUGCAUAUUGCCAUCGGAGUUGUGCCUUUAUGCUGUUGGCCAGGGCGCCCUAGCUGUCGAAAUCCGUCGUAAUGACGACGUUACCCAAAGCGUGGUCCAGGCUCUCAAUAAUCGGAUGACUGCGCUUAGGUGUUUGGCUGAGCGCAACUUUAUGAUGACACUUGAAGGCGGAUGCAGUGUCCCCUUGGGAGUGAGCUCCGCCCUGAGUGAAUCCAGAAUUUUGAGUCUCAAGGGUGGAGUAUUUGCAUUUGCUGGUGAGGAGUCAAUCGUUGAGGAGAGCAAAGUUACCUUAACAAUCUGCAGUCAGAUUCGUCAGCAAGAAAUGCAUGUAGGCAUUUUAUGUCCAGGACUUUGUGCCUCGGAAGUGAACGAAGCGGUUGCCCUCGGUGCUAACCUUGCUCAAAAGCUACUGCAAAAGGGAGCAAAGGAACUUUUAGAGAAGGCGCGUGAAGAUGCAAGGCAGAGUAUAUUAUAGCUAGAGGGAAAAUCGAAAAUCUCUAUUGUCAACAAAACACUUAAUUGCACUCUUUUAGUCGGUGCCGGAUUUAAGGUCGAAAGCUCCGUGCAAAGUAUGACUGCCAUGUGAACAGAACAAUAAUUGUAGGUUAAAAUUGAAACGGCGGGCACAUACAACGUUGAGGAAGCGUUAUCGACGAUCAGGCUAUAGACAGAAGACAACAAAUUUACGUUAAUGGGUAAUAUAGAUUUGCUGUCUUGAAAUACCCUUGUCUCAGAACCAUAGUCCUUUCACAGCCAACGUUUGAUGUCUUAUUAUCGAUGAAAACAACUGUUUUUAAAGCCUAUCAUUGAUUACUAGAGACAAUGGUGGUCUAUACUACUGUUGUCUAUAAGAGGUACUUAAGCUUAUGGGCAUAACUGAUGCUUUUCGAACGAAGGCAUAUGUUUCUCUUGUAUGAGACAACUGACAGGCGAAAUGCAGUGAGAAUUCAGGGUUCGCAAAAAGCUGGCCGCUGAUGCAUUAAUUUUCUGCCUGGUUGAUUUGGCACGUGUGUAAAGUACAAACAUUGUGAAGUUAACUUUUAUGAUUUGGUUUUACGUAUGCAAUCUUUAGAGUAUCAGAGAAAUAGCACAAAACAGGAAGACAGGCGAUGAUAAUUAUAUCUGCAAUAUGUAAAAAGUUUUUAAUUUAGCUCAUAUGUAUGACGGCAUUGGUGGGAUUAAUAGGUAGCAAUGCGGUUGGUAUCAAAAUGAAGACUUUUUAAAAACACCUGUUACUGGCUUUUAUAAAUAUGGAUAUUCAAAUAAGCCGCAAUAUUUGUAAGAAUAUCACAUAGCUAUAAAUCAAAGGUAAGCAUUUUUCGGUGGGCAGAAUAAAAUAUUUGUGAAUGAACCUAAGUUUUCGAAUUAAAUAAAGGUGUAGUUUGGUAUUUUUGAAGAAAACGGCAGCGCCAAUUGACAAAUCCCUCUAAGGUGUUUGCUUAGCUUAUCAACUAAAACCUGCUCUAUGCGUCUGAUAUAAACCUACUACACAAAAUUGCAUGUGAAUCUCACAGUGGUUUGGGCCAUCCAACUCAUUUUGUGUUGAAAUGCUGAGAACAUUAAAGCGUACUUGAAAAUCCAGAUCUUGAAAAUAAAGUGCAGCUGAUAAUUAUUAUAGAAAAUGCUCAAAUACGUUAUAGCCGAAUUAACAUCUUAGAGAAAGGUAAAACAGGAUAUGCGAUGAAACAGUGUACACCAAUUGACCAUAGUCAUGAUCGAAUGUUGGAUCCUUGGAUCUUGACAGAUCUGAGUUGCCUGGUGGGGGCAUCACAGUUAUUAGAUCUAUUCAAAUUACCAAGUUUUCCAACAACGUACGGUUGAUUGUGUGGGUACGUCUCUUUAUUGGUAGUGUUAUAAAGGCGUUGUUCAUUGUAAAAUGAACAACACCAAUAAUGUUGAUAAAGUCACAAUAUUAAUGAAAGAAGUACAUUGGAUGAUUAUAAACCUUUUUUAUUCAACAAAUAAAUUUCGAUAUUUAUAUAGCAAAUUUCACACUAAUGCUUUCUAAAAUAUUUAUCUAUAUAAUAUUUUAAUGUUUUUCAUACAUAAACUGAAUAACUUACUUAGGUAUAUCGACCUUGUCAGGUUAUUAAUUUUAGUAAUAAAAAAAAAAUUCCUUUUUGCUUUCAACCACAACGAAACCUUAUGAUUGUAUGCCUUCAUUGAAUAAAUAAUUAAUCAUCCAUAAAAUAUUUUCUCGUUUGUAUUUCUGAUUAAAAUCGUAAUAAACGACUUUUAACCCGUUGACUAGAGGUUAGUGGCCGGUUCAAAACAGGCUGAAAUGUAAGAACGUCCUUCGAUUCUUUGCUUAUUUUUAACACGGCCCCUAUGGUUCUGGUGAAGUUACUAUUGGAAUCCGUAAAAUGCAAUAGUUUGUUAGUUAACGUUCAUUUAGACAAAGCUGAUUUUUGCCAAGCAGCGGCUCUAGCUCGAAAGAAGUUUAUCUCUGCCCAGAUUUGAACCUGGGCAAUCUCAUGUGUCCCUACGUUAAGCACAUUUGGGCGUUACCACUAAACUAUUGCAAGUGCCAAAGUAGUUCACUUUUUUUUUACUUGGGUGUUACUCGGCGGCUAACGGUACCUAGUGUGAAAUCUGGGAACUCACCAAACCCGUAUUCCUUCUGCUUUAUUCAAGAGCUGGGAUUGUACAAGAUUACUUAUGUAGAGACAAAUCUAAUCUAGUCGAUGUACAACUGUCUGUGCUCGUACACGAUUUUUGCUACAAACAAAAAUUAUAGCCCAAUUGAGUUUAGCUUCCUAUUAGCGUCUUUAUUAUUUAACGUCUUCGAUCAUUUAAUAUAAUACAUAUACCACAUGUUAAAGCUCAACGUGUUGCAGCAGUCAUAAUUCAAAAUUAUAAAUAGCUGUUUAUAACCAUUGUAUAUUUAUUCGCAUACUUUAUCAAAUAUAAUGUUAACGGGUUUUUUGUGCAUUCGUUAUUUGCGCCUUAUGCAACUUGUAGCAGACUCUGUCAACGAUAAGCACUUCAUUAUAUUUCAGACAAGUGUAAUGGGCUCCAUUUGUUUCGCUUAAUAUCAUUGGAUGGGUUGUUUUAUGUGACGUAUCAUAUAGUCGUUUGCACAGCGAUCAAGGAUAUGUUGGUUCUUCUUAGAGCUUAGCGAGCAAUUCCUGAAUAACAAUCUAUAGUUUUAACUUGUAUAAUAAUUGAUUUCGAUUCCAAUGUAGAUUAGUAUAUUUGUAAUUAAUAUCGACACUUCUGUGUUCAUGUUAAGUAUCUAGAUAGAUUGUGUUAUACGCCAGCGGUGUACCUUCGACUGGAUAUCUCACAAAAACAUUUCGAAUAAUAGUUUUUCAUUAAAACGUUCAGGUCAUACUCCUCUGGAGUCCCCGUAACAUCCGAAUAUUUAUGCAACACGACAGAGGACAGAGAAAGAAAACAAAGAUGCAGCCAAACACUGCGUAGUAGAAAAUAAUUUCAACAAUUAGAUAUGUUUUUCUUGAGCUCGUUUCUUGAAGCCUUCUGGACCAAAUGCUGCCUUUGUUAACCGUAGUUUAAAAUACUGAAACUGAAAUAAAAGAUUCUGAGAAAUAAGACGAAUGAUUAUACAUACGAAAACCACAAACAGGUAGCGUAACGGAAUUGAAACAUUUUGACCACAACGGAGUUAUUUGACUGAGUGACAUGGAAGUUGGAGAGAAACAUUUUGGAUAAGCUAGGGUUGGUAUGUCACUGCGACUUACUUAGUGGGUCAGACUAACAUGACCCACGACGGGUUAUAUAUAUAUAUAUAUAUAUAUUUAUUAUAUAUAUACUCGCGUCAAAAAGCUUGUCUUUCGUGUUCCAUGAAAUAGUAUUUAAAUGCUUUCCUUAGACGGUUGAAGGUUGUCUGAUUUUAUCGGUAAUUCGAAUUUAAUCAGCGGCAUGUGAAGAUACUUUCAAAACACUUAAAAUGAAGUCAUUCGCCGUAACGGCAGAGCUUCGAAUAAAGCAUACUUCAAUAUUUGUUUCUCGCUACUUAAAGAAACAUUAACGAAAAUUAUCGAAGCGACACUGUGCCAGGGUCUCAAACCUAACAAUAUCAGACAACGUAACGCACAAAUAUUUUAAAAAAAAGCUAUAGAGCCGACGAUGAAAGAAAAACAUUUUGCUAGACAAAAAAAACUCAAAACAAAGAAAAAUAAUAACGCAAUUUAUUGUUGUUAUAACAGUCUUAGAGUGCUCGCUUUAUUCGGUAAU